This is a messenger RNA of Phoenix dactylifera (date palm), 1738 nucleotides long. Its product is annotated as galactokinase. Gene Ontology annotation, cellular component: cytosol; cytoplasm. Gene Ontology annotation, molecular function: galactokinase activity; ATP binding. Lineage: Eukaryota; Viridiplantae; Streptophyta; Magnoliopsida; Arecales; Arecaceae. Gene Ontology annotation, biological process: carbohydrate phosphorylation; galactose metabolic process. The record is from RefSeq and is a predicted model, not a curated record.
UUUGCAUUCAAAUAUCUCGUUCCGUUGAGAUCCCGGCCUCUGAGAGAAGUUCCCGCGAGAGUGAGGAGAAACUCUAACCCUAACCCUAACCCUAGGAGGAGUUCUCUUGGAUCCAUGGCGCACGAGGAGCUUCCGGUCCCGAUCUACUCCUCCCUGGAGCCGGUCUACGGCGAGGGAUCGCCGCUGGAGGAGGCGCAGAUCCGGUUCCAGACGCUCAAGGCCAAGUUUGUCGAGCUCUUUGGCCAGGAGCCGGAGCUCUACGCUCGAUCGCCGGGGAGGGUGAAUCUGAUAGGGGAGCACAUUGAUUACGAGGGGUACUCGGUGCUGCCGAUGGCGAUAAGGCAUGACACGAUCGUGGCGAUCAGGAAGCACGAUGCCGGGGAGCCGCAGAAGGUGCUCCGGAUUGGGAAUGUCAAUGGAAAGUAUUCCAUGUGUACUUACCCUGCGGAUCCUAAUCAAGCAAUUGAUUUGAAGAACCACAAGUGGGGACAUUAUUUUAUUUGCGGGUACAAAGGGUUUUACGAGUUUGCUAAAUCAAAAGGAAUAGAUGUUGGUGUACCUUUUGGCCUUGAUGUUGUUGUUGACGGGAUUGUUCCCACAGGGUCUGGGUUAUCAAGCUCUGCAGCAUUUGUUUGCUCUGCCACAAUUGCUAUAAUGGCUGUUUUCAGCAAGAAUUUCCCCAAGAAAGAAAUUGCUCAACUUACAUGUGAAUGUGAACGCCAUAUUGGAACGCAAUCUGGAGGCAUGGACCAGGCGAUCUCUGUCAUGGCCAAAACUGGAUUUGCUGAGUUAAUAGAUUUCAAUCCUAUCCGUGCAAGUGAUGUGCAAUUACCUGCUGGUGGUACUUUUGUAAUUGCGCAUUCGCUGGCAGAAUCUCAGAAGGCAGUGACAGCUGCAACAAAUUAUAAUAACCGUGUUGUAGAAUGCCGCUUGGCUGCCAUUGUUCUCGCCAUAAAGCUAGGAAUGAAACCAGCUGAAGCAAUCUCCAAUGUGAAGACUCUAUCUGAUGUUGAAGGGAUGUGUGUCAAAUUUGCUGAUAGCCAUGGAUAUUCUGAUCCUGGAGUGGCUGUUAAGGAACUACUGAAAGAGGAGCCUUACACUGCUGAAGAUGUCGAGAAGGUCACUGGAGAAAGUCUUACCACCAUUUUUGCAGACUCUCCAACUUCGUUAGAUGUUUUAAGAGCUGCUAAGCAUUUUAAGUUGUUUCAGCGUGCCUCCCAUGUUUACUCCGAGGCAAAGCGUGUUCAUGUAUUUAGGGACACCGUCUUAUCAAAACUCAGUGACGAGGACAUGCUUAAAAAACUUGGUGACCUGAUGAAUGAGAGCCACUAUAGUUGCAGUGUACUUUAUGAGUGCAGCUGCCCAGAAUUGGAGGAACUUGUAAAGAUUUGUCGGGACAAUGGAGCACUUGGUGCAAGACUUACAGGUGCUGGAUGGGGUGGCUGUGCAGUUGCUUUAGUUAAAGAAAGCCUUGUCCCUCAGUUCAUUCUUAAUUUAAAGGAAAAAUUCUACCACUUGAGGAUCGACAGGGGUGUCAUUAACAAGAAUGACCUUGGCCUUUAUGUAUUUGCAUCAAAGCCAUCGAGUGGUGCAGCAGUAUUGAAGUUUUAGAUUCUCUUUCUGAUUUUCAUGUUUUCCUUUCUCCCAAUAAGAAACUAACGGUGAUUGAUAUCUAAGCUCUCAUUUACCAGAAUAAAUACAAGUGCAACUGAUAACCUUCUGUACAUAGUAAUGUUGC